CAGGGGGGGCAGGCGGGGUUGGAUGGCCCCUGGAGCCGGUGAUUUCGCACGACAUGCAGCAAGAGAUAUGAGCGGGAGUUUGACGGGCACAGCGCAAGCUGAUCAGAGAGGAGAUCAGAGCGCCAGAGGGGGUCGAUGUGGUAGUCGGGGUAGGGGGGGGGGUCGCAGGAUGACCUACACGAUGCUGGCGGAGCUCUCUGAGAAACCGCCCUCCGAGGUGGCCAUCACCCUCUCCUCCUCUCCUGCCUUUCAAGAGCUCCUGGAGGAGCGAGAUAUCCGGCAUGAAUUUGUGCAGCUCGUUUGCUCUGCCCUGAGCAGGGCCUUCCAGUCGCGCGUGGAUAGGAGCACGGUCCAGCACCUUGCUGGUGUGGUGAAGGACAGCGGGUUCCUGCGCACCAUCCUCCCGCAAUACGUAGGUGGAAUGAGUGCAGAGUCCGACCCAACCCGCAGGGAACAGUACCCGCAGCACUUUGACAACAUGAUAGCUGUCCUGUCUAAGGUGCUCAGCAUCUUCCCAGCCAGCUCAGUCCAGGCUGUGUCUGUGCUGGUGGUUCUCUUGCGGGCCUCUCUCAUUGGCCUGAGGGACUCUGGGGUUGACAUCGCACGUCCAACUGAAGAAAAGCUGGAAGACAUCCAGGCUUUAAGCCAGCAACUCCAAGAGAGAUCCAGGGAGGGAAGCCUGCGUUCAGACCGGGACCUCCUUCCACUCUUAUCCGACCAACUCGACAACGAAGGUGAGGAAGAUCUGGAGAACUUUCGUACAAUACCCAUCUAUCCAACCAGAGAGGAGUUCCGUGAAAAUAAGACACCCUACCUAAGGCCCAACGCCACUACUCGCCAACACGCCAACACAGAAACCUACCUUGACACACACUUCCGACUGCUGAGAGAGGACUUUGUGCGGCCUCUACGUGAGGGGAUCCAGAGAUUGAUCUUCAGCGAUUUGGACAUGGGGAAUACCCAGCAGCUUAAGAAGGAGCGUUUCAACGACAUCAGUGUGUACUUUGACGCCAAACUGGAGUCGCCUCUUUGCACACGUUCAGGCUUAGCCUAUGUUAUCAAAUUUGACGUUAAGCCUCUGAAGUUUGUUCGCUGGGAAAGCUCAAAGCGGUUACUCUAUGGUUCUUUGUUGUGCAUGUCGUGUGACAAUUUUGAGAGCAUCCUGUUUGCUACAAUAUCUGAACGAGAGCUGAAAGACGUGAAGAAAGGCAUAAUUCAGGUCAUCUUUUCUGAUGAGAGCAAACAAAAGCUGGAAACCAUGCAGACCAAUCUGCCGUUUCUGAUGGUGGAGACGUCUGCCUACUUUGAGGCCUACCGCCAUGUUCUGGAGGGCCUGCAGGAAGUACAGGGAGAUGAGCUUCCCUUUCAGAGGUAUAUAGUGGAGUGCAGCCCAGAUGUGCAACCCCCACGGUAUCUGAGGGAAGACGACGUGUACAACCUGGAACAGGUGGUAGACCCUAAGAAGAACCAGAAGAUCAAGCCCUUUCACUGCCUCAGGCCUGCUGACUGGCCUGCCAAGGAGACCCUCGACCUGGACGAGUCUCAGAUGGAAGCCUUUCAAUUGGCUCUCACUCAGGAGCUAGCCAUCAUACAAGGACCCCCUGGCACUGGGAAGACCCACGUCGGCCUUAAAAUCGCCAAGGCUCUGUUGACCAACCAGGAACUCUGGAGUGCCGAUCAGGAGGCUGCGCCAAUGCUUGUCGUGUGUUACACAAACCACGCUUUGGACCAGUUCCUGGAGGGUAUCCAUACAUUUCUAAGAAAAGGCAUUGUGAGAGUUGGGGGCCGGAGCAACAGCGAGGACCUGAAACCCUUCAUCCUGAAACAUCUAAUGGAAGCCUUCCGUAAGGGGAAUUUGGAUAGAAAAAGGCCCAACCACCUACGAUAUGCUUUUACAGAGAUUAUAAGCGAUCUGCAAAGUCGGGAGCAUGAGGUCAAUGUUCACUCGGUACAACUACAGUGCAGUCAGAAGGGGGUCCUCCGGGAGAACAUUCUACAGAAUUACAUUUCAGAUAGACACUUGCCCAGUCUGGAACCGCCUGCAAGGUCCAUCUCUGACUGGCAUUCAAGAGAAAAAAGGCAGAGUCAGAUGGUUGAGUGGUUGGGAUUAGGUCCCACAUUCUUCCAGCAGGAGGCGGAAGAGGAAGCACAUGAAGACAUUGAAUCGGACCCAGAAGCGGAAGCGGAUGAGAUGAUCCAGAUCGCUGAGGAAGCAGACCAGAUUCACAAUGAGCGAUUUAUCGAAGACAGCUCUGAGCGUCCAAAUUCGAGGAUGAUCAGGCAGAAGGAAGUGCACCAGGCAGAGGAACAGAUUCUUGCACUGAACUUUAAGAACGUCCCCCAAAAGAGGGACCAGAGUGACCAGGAAUGGCAGAUGCAGAGAAACCAGAGGAAAAGUAUCAAGAGAAAAUUCCGGAAGGAACUGGAUAAGGAAUCGGAUAUGACCGAAGCAGAGGAAAUGGCCAUAUUAGACAUUUGGCAACUGAGUUUGGCCGAACGAUGGCGACUUUAUCGGCUAUGGGUGUCACGCUACAGGUCUUUUCUGCAAGAUAAACUUCAGAAGUCCAUGGAGAAAUACCAGAACACGGUGGAAAGGUUGGAGGAGGUGCAGCUCAACGAGAAAAUCUGCCUCCUCCGCAACGCCAAGGUCAUCGGCAUGACGACCACAGGGGCGGCCAAGUUCCGUAAGAUCUUGCAGGAAGUGCGUCCGCGGCUGGUGAUAGUGGAGGAGGCUGCUGAGGUGUUGGAGGCCCACACCAUCACCUCUCUGAACCCAGAGUGUCAGCACCUCAUCCUCAUCGGAGACCACCAGCAGCUGCGGCCUAGUGCUACAGUGUACGAUCUGGCCAAGAACUUCAGUCUGGAGGUUUCCAUGUUCGAGAGGCUGGUGAAAACUGGUUUCCCUUUCGUCAGGCUCAACUAUCAGCAUCGCAUGAGGCCCGACAUUGCCCGCCUCCUGACUCCUCACAUCUACCCCGAGCUGGAGAACCACCCGUCAGUCAUGGACUACGACAAUGUCAAGGGCAUCCAAACCAAUCUGUUCUUCCUGGAGCACAGCCACCUAGAGGAAAACCUCAGAGAUGGGAAGAGUCACGAGAACAAACAUGAAGCCAUGUUUGUAGUUGCUCUGUGUCGCUAUCUUCUGAUGCAGGACUACAAUCCAGAACAGAUUACUAUCCUCACCACGUACAGCGGACAGCUCUUCUGCCUGCGCAAUAUGAUGCCCUCCUCCGAGUUUGCAGGGGUCAAAGUGCAUGUGGUAGACAAGUACCAAGGUGAGGAGAACGACAUUGUCUUGCUGUCUCUGGUCCGCAGCAACACCAUUGGCAGUGUGGGCUUCUUGAGCAUCCCCAACCGCGUCUGCGUGGCAUUAUCACGCGCCAAGAAAGGCCUCUACUGCAUCGGAAACAGUGCCAUACUGAGCAAAGUCAGACUGUGGAGCAAUAUCUUCGGCACCUUGAAAGAGAAGGAACAGAUGGGCAAAGCGCUCACUCUGUGCUGUCAGAACCACCCAGAAAAACAGAUCCAGGCCGCCUGCUCUGAGGACUUCAAACAAGCCCCUGAAGGGGGGUGUUUGACGCCUUGUGAGUUCCGCUUGGACUGUGGCCAUGUUUGUGCUCGAGUAUGCCAUCCUUAUGACCCCCAGCACAAGAAGUACAAGUGUGAGAAAGACUGUGAGAGAAAACUAUGUUAUCAGGGACACAUCAAGUGCCCAUUGGCUUGUCACCAUCCAUGCCCCCCAUGUCCGGUGGAGAUUGAGAAGACCAUACCAGGUUGUAGGCACAAGCAAAUGGUCCCUUGCUACAUGAACCCUGCUUGCUUCAAAUGCAAUGAGCCCUGUGAGAAAACUCUCCAGUGCGGACAUCAGUGCAAAGGAAAGUGUGGGGGUCCAUGUACAAUUGAUUGCAAGGUAAUGGUCCCCCUCAUUCUCGAGUGUGGACACACCCAGAGUGAUAACUGCUACUACAAGACAAAGGACUAUGAGCCUAACUGUAGGACCCCAUGUGACCUACAGCUGAAAUGCAGCCACAGCUGUACUGGUACUUGCUACGAAUGCAACCAGGGGCGCUAUCACCUCCCAUGCUCCUACCAGUGUGAACGUCUGCUCAUUUGUUCCCAUAAGUGCAGGGAACCUUGCACCGGUGAGUGCCCUCCAUGCAAGCUGCCCUGUGAGAACGUCUGCAUCCACAGCAAGUGCAAGAAACGUUGUGGACAACCCUGUGCCCCUUGCACAGAGCCUUGUGCCUGGCAAUGUCUGCACCAAAGUUGCAGCAAGCUUUGCCACGAACCUUGUGACCGCCCGCCAUGCACAAGGCCCUGUCUCAAAAUGCUAGGCUGCGGCCACACCUGCAUAGGCCUCUGUGGUGACAAAUGUCCAACCAAAUGUCGCAUCUGUGAUCACGACGAGGUCACAGAAAUAUUCUUUGGCUCUGAGGACGAUCCCGAGGCCUACUUCAUUCAACUGGAGGACUGCAGUCACAUUGUUGAGUCCAAAGCUAUGGACACAUACAUGGAGAUGGACCAGAAGUCAGAGGACAACAAGCAGAUGGUCAUCAAACUGAAAGAGUGCCCCAGAUGUCGCACUCCGAUCCGCAGGAACCUUCGCUACGGCUCUCACAUCAACCGCAGCCUGGCUGAGAUAGAGAAAGUCAAGGAAAAGAUAAAUGGACACAAGAUAGAUAUUGAAACUAAAAGAAACACCAUCAAAGUGCAAUGGGAAACCAAUCACAGACAACUUCUUACAUAUUUGCCAUACAAAUGUCAAGAUCAAGUUCAAAGCCAAUUGUCAGAGUCAGAUCUCACCGCUAAUGAUUUGCUGGGUCUGGAACAUACAAUGCUCUUCAUGGAGAGAGCCGCCAUGCUUCUCAAGAUCCAAAGAAAGGAGAUGACUGGAAACUACCGCCUCCGUUUCACAGACAAAGUUGAUGUGUUCCUCCAAUGGCUUCUUCACCCAAAUCAGAAAUUCACUGAACAACAAGUCUCAGAUUUGCAAAAAGAGCUGCAGAGAGUCACCCUUUUGGCUGAACUCAAUGCGCGGUGCACAAUGGCAAGAGAACAAAUUACAAAAAUCCAGGCUGAGGUAGAUGCUAUCAGGAGGGUUCUGGAUAAGAUUGACUCGUUCACCGAACAAGACGCAGAGCAAGUGAAGCUAGCCCUAAAGGAUAUAGAAGAAAAAAUCCCCUACACGGGCCUUGGCAUUAGUGAUAAGGAGAAGGCGAUGGUCGUUUCAGCUCUGAAGUUGCCACCUGGUCACUGGUACAAGUGUCCCAACGGCCAUAUCUAUAUCAUAACGGAGUGCGGAGGGGCAAUGGAGAGCAGACGCUGCCCAGACUGUGAUGCAACUAUCGGUGGACAAAGUCACGCUUUGGCCAGUGGAAACCAGGUCGCCUCAGAGAUGGACGGAGCGCAGCACGCAGCUUGGUCCGAGGGCAAUAAUCUGUUGAAUUUUGAUCAAUUAGACUUAAGUGACUAAAACACGACCACCUGUUGGCUGACCAGGAUUUUGGAUGUGGGGAUUGUUAAUUGGUUGGUAGGUUGACAGGUUUAGCAGGUCGGCAAGUUAAUUUGACUACUUUUACCUACUCUGUAGUAGGUUUACCUAUUGCAAAAUUGUCAUAUGCAAGAAUGUUGGCUGAUUAUAUGGGUAUAAUGAUAAGAAUACUAUUACUUUAAUGCUAUGGUAAAAAAUGUUUUUUAUUCUUUUUAGAUACACACAUGCCUAAAAACAGAUGCACACAAUGUAUAAAUAACAUGGCAACACUGGAUCAAUUAGAAAAUAUAUCUUUACGAGGAGCAGUACAUUUGAAAAACUGAUGAUGCUUUCUUUCUUGUUCAUGCUUGAAGUGUUGUAGUUCAUUUAUAACAUAAACAAAGUCCAGCCUCCUAGCUUAAAACAAAAUCAACUGCUUGCAGCGCGAUGAAUCAAAGGACAACUUUGUUGGGGAAAAGCACAACCUACUAAAAUAGCAUUGUCAAGGCAAGUGAUGAAAACAAUCACAUUUUAAAUGGAUGUCUUGCAAAGUUACCGAGGGGGGCAAUAAUAGGCAAAAAUGCUUGCAAUGAAAUAUAAGAAUAUAUUUAUGCUGAAUGAUUAUCUCAUAUAUCUUGUUAAUAUGCUCAUUGUCACAAUUGCAGUAGACCGGAAUCAAUUAUGGAAGGUUGAAACCGCUUACGGAAAACAAACUGAAUCGGUUGUGUCAACUAGGAGGGGGGAGGGGGAGGUAUAUGAUUUAUGAACUCUGACGGUGCCCAGGGAACAGCUCUGAAAUACUCUCAGAUACCCUAUAUGUGAUGAAUCAAUACAGUGCUCAAUACAGUGCUAAUCAACAACUUUAGGAGAACAUCACUUAUCACAUCUUGGAACUUUUAAGAUUUUCCUCUUAAAGGAAAAUUAUAUUAGUUGAUGAAAAACAAAGUUGGAUAGAUCUAUAAAAUACUUAAAUAAGGUAAAAAAAGAAAAGACUAUCAAUAGUAACACUUCGGUGUUGGCCGGUGGUCGUCGGGUACGAGGCCCGCCAUCGCCUGCCUCCUGACCCCACAUAUCAACCCCGAGCUGGAGUACUACCCGUCAGCCAUGGACUACGAUAACGUCAAGGUGAUUGUUGAAUCUACUGCUGCUCUCUCCUCCAGCAGUACACACCUACCGGCCUGAGGCGUUUAUCUUUUUCUAUUUGGAGGGAUUCAGAACGUCUGACCUUUCCAGUGUGUGUGUGUUUGUGUGUGAUCUAUUUGGACUACUUUUCUUUGCCCCUUCUACAAUUACAGAGUCUCCUUACUACUAAUUGAAUGUAUUUUAAUACUUUUAUAUCUCCAAAUAGAUGAUCCUUUCAGGGCAAAAUGUAUAUUCUCUAUUGUCUGCUUUAUCACAGGGCAUCCAGACCAAUCAGUUCUUCCUGGAGCACAGCCACCUAGAGGAAAACCUCAGAGAUGGGAAGAGUCAAGAGAACAAACAUGAAGCCAUGUUUGUAGUUGCUCUGUGUCGUUAUCUUCUGAUGCAGAACUACAAUCCAGAAAAGAUUACUAUCCUCACCACGUACAGGUGGUUUUGCUCUUUGCUCAUGGCAGUUGUGGCAGUCAUUUUAACAUGUCAGCAGGCAAGCUUCACUCAUUCCAGGAUGUAUUAUGCUUUGUCCUAUAGCCUACUUGGAACGUGUUUUGAAAUGGAUCUAGUAGCCUAUAGAAAUGUGCCAGCUGGAAUACAAAGCAAACUCUCCUUCAAAUGCACAUUCAUGGAAGUCUUGUAUUGUCAUCCCCAAAUAAUGCUGCAAUGUAAUAAUAUACAUCUUUAAAUGCACAAUAAUGAGUCAUUCUUCUUCUUAUUAUUAUUAUUAUGACUUAUCAAAUAUUUUUAUUGGCUCCCAGAAUGCAGGUCUGUUAGUGACUCCCAGUAUCUCUAAAAACUGACUGGGAAGUAGAGCAUUCAGUUACUGGGCUCCUUUACUGUGGAACCAGCUCUCCCCAUCGGUCAGAGAGGCAGAUACUCUAACUAAAUUUAAGUACACCCCCUCACCUUUCGCACCUUGUAGUUUGGCCUUGGCGUCUCGCAGUCUCUCUGUGUUUCCACAUAUUCUCCACAGCUCCAUCCCCAGUCCGAAUCAACUGCAAUUUUUCCCCUGGGUUUUCCUGGGAGUUUUUACUCAGUCGAUGUGAGGGUUUAAGGGAAGAGGAUGUUGUUAUGAUGCUCAUGCAAUGUUAAGCCCUUUGAGACAAACUGUUUGUAAAAACGGGCUAUAAAAAUAAAAUUGCCUUGCCUUGCCUAACCCGCUUGGACUGUAAUUCAUAUUCAUGCUACUAGUUUGAUCAU
Gadus chalcogrammus (walleye pollock) is the source of this 7804-nucleotide messenger RNA. RefSeq names its product NFX1-type zinc finger-containing protein 1-like. The record is from RefSeq and is a predicted model, not a curated record. Lineage: Eukaryota; Metazoa; Chordata; Actinopteri; Gadiformes; Gadidae. The coding region runs from base 23 to 5473 and encodes 1816 amino acids. The transcript is spliced from 17 exons. Gene Ontology annotation, cellular component: nuclear RNA-directed RNA polymerase complex; nucleus. Gene Ontology annotation, biological process: regulatory ncRNA-mediated heterochromatin formation. Gene Ontology annotation, molecular function: zinc ion binding; helicase activity.